AUCUUGAUAGCGGUGUGUUGGGGGAAAAGCAUGCAGUCGGCCAUGUUUGACCUACAUAAUCUCUGAAAUCACAUCGAAUAUGUAAGCGUGGACCCAUAGUUUAUUAGAUAAUCAGAUGGGCAGUACAAGCAGCAUGCAGAGGCAUCCUCCUCGCAAAACUGCUGAUGCAGCAAAUUCUAGCCCAGGCGAUACUUGUAAUCAACCGGUGAAUAACCUAUCUAAAACACAGUCUGAUCGAGGAGGAACUGAUAUCACUCAGAAACCAACAGUAAACUCUGUACCUUCUCGCGUGGAUACGGAGGCUGAAAUGAAGAAACUGCGGGAAGAUGCUUCACAUUUAAAUUCGGAAUUUGACGAAAUUGACACUCUUAUUCAAGAACUUAAAGCUGAUGCUUUCACGAAGACUGGGAAAUAUUCAAGGAUCUACAACUGGACAUCUCUGGGCUUCGAGGACUACGCUGAUACGGACCGUCGUAAGCUCGGUGAAUACUUAGCGGUAUCUGACACUGCUGAAGUGUUGAAUGCAGUAUUUGACACACUGCUGAAAUCAAUGGGGUUUACAUGUAUGUGGCCUAUAAAGAUGGACUUUGAAGACGCGACGCAGCUUCUUGUUGCUCAAAAGUUAUCCAUGAUCCGAAUGAUUGUGUGGAACAAUACGGAUGGUAGUCUCAGUUUUGCUGAAAAGGUGAGCAAAGCUGGGAUGCUGAAAUAUUUCGUGGAAGAUUUAAAACAGAUGGAUGUGGAAGAUGCCGCCGAUGAUGACCAGGAGCUUGACAACACAUUUGAAGCGGCCAUUUCCAUCCUCCAGAACUGCUCAAGGAACCCUGCGACCAGACAACAUCUUCGGGAACUCGGGACAGUUUCCGUCCUGCUGCCGUAUCUCAAGUGCAGGUCAGAUGAGGGUAAGCUGCAGACUCUGUUUACUCUUGCCAACAUCGUGGACGAAACAGAAAGUGAACAUCUUCUGGCUGACAAAACCGUGAUUGAUCAACUGUUCGAUAUACUGAAGGAAGCAUGGGCGGAUGAGGAACACCGCUAUAUUGGUUUCAGUGUGGAGGAGAUAGUGGAUGGGAUGACCGGUUUAGCCAAAAAUGACACCAACAAGAAGGUCCUGCGGGAAAAGGGAGCCGUUCCUAUACUUACAGAGAUUAUGAAAUUUGGAUCGGACGAAGAGAAAGAGUAUGCCGUGAAAUGUAUAUGGGAACUGUCUUUUGAUAAAACUAACAAGGAAAUAUUCAAUGAAAAUAAAGAGUUGCAACAGCUACUUCAGGAACUCAAGUCAUCCUCUCGUACCGGCGUUUCUAAAGCUGCAGCUGGAGCAUUGUGGGUGCUAGCUAUGGAGGAAAACAAUAAUACAACAUUAACAGGGGGUCACGAAGGGAGGAGUGGGUCAUAUGGAGGUCAUGUGAUGAUCAGUUACCAGUGGACAGACCAGAAGCUGGUGCUGAAGAUCAAGGAAUCACUGCGCCAGAAAGGGUACAAGAUCUGGAUGGAUGUUGAUCACAUGGAGGGGUCCACGCUGCAGGCGAUGGCGGAGGCCGUUCAGAACGCUUCUGUGGUGUUGGUGUGUAUGUCGGAGAGGUACAAGCUGAGUCAGAACUGCAGGUCAGAGGCUGAGUAUGCUUUCUCGUUGGAGAAGAAGAUUGUCCCUCUUCUGAUGCAGAGGGCGUAUAAACCAGACGGGUGGUUGGGUAUGAUUAAAGGGACAAAACUCUUCUUCGACUUCAGCGGAAAAUACCCGUAUGAUCAGAAAAUGGCAGAUCUUGCGAAGGAGCUUGGUGAACAUGGGAAGACUCAGCCGCUCACUGAUGAAAUUGAUGGUGAGACUAAGAUAGUUCCCGUUGUGAAAGCAGCUCCCCUUGCCGCUGCAAGAGGUCGGUCACUUGCUGACUGGUCAGUGAAGGAUGUCCAGAAUUGGCUCACGAAGACAGGAUUAACAAAUGACUCGUUGCUACGUAAAAUGACUGGGGAUGAUCUAUUGUUUCUGCGUGAAGUAUCUCACAGGGCACCCGAGUUUUACUUCAACUAUCUGCUGACUAAUCUUCAGCUGCCCUUUGAUGACCUCAAAAAGUUCAGCAGAGCUGUUGACAAGCUGUGAAUCAUUAUCCCAACUGUGUGAAGUUUUGGAUCUAAUGUAUAUUACAUUACAAACUCUCAGAUGUAUCACUGGACGAAUACGUGGCAUAGGUUGACUUGCAGAUAGUAAUACAUGCCUGUGUAAUUGACAUUGUGUCUGCUGCAUAUGACAACCUUCAAAGUCAGUUUAAUCAUGUUUGAUGUAGUACAAACAUAUGUACCUCAAAUCCCCGACCCCCACAACUACUAAACCCACCCCUACCUCUACCCCACCCCCCUAUCCUGCAAGUUGGCAGUUCAGCAGCCAAUCUAUCCGUUACAUAACAGCCUUUUAUGCAAAUUUGUGAUGAUAUCGCUAGCGAUCUGUCUUAUGCUUAUUGAAAUGACUUCGUUCUUGAUAAUAUUCGUUUAGAUGUUGAAUCUACGAUCAUGCAUUCUCACUACAAAUGAAUUAUAACCCUAUUUAUGCAGGAAUUUUGCAGGGAUUCAUCUGUAGUGUAGUAAGAAGUUUGACUUGAGAUGGUAAAUGUACCAGAUGGUAAAAUGUUAUAUGAAUGCAUUCUGGUAAUGUGAGAAUCAAACAAUAUGUACAGUACAACCAGAAAUUAUUGAGAAUUAAAAGAUUGUAAUUUUCUUUUCACUCAUUACUCACGUAUUAAUGUGAA
This is a messenger RNA of Haliotis rubra (blacklip abalone), 2741 nucleotides long. RefSeq lists its product as uncharacterized. Gene Ontology annotation, biological process: proton transmembrane transport; signal transduction. NCBI's taxonomy places the organism in Eukaryota, Metazoa, Mollusca, Gastropoda, Lepetellida, Haliotidae. Gene Ontology annotation, cellular component: vacuolar proton-transporting V-type ATPase, V1 domain. The record is from RefSeq and is a predicted model, not a curated record. The transcript has 11 exons. Gene Ontology annotation, molecular function: protein binding; proton-transporting ATPase activity, rotational mechanism. Bases 116 to 2098 code for a protein of 660 amino acids.